Molecule: messenger RNA, 1715 nt
Organism: Eriocheir sinensis (Chinese mitten crab)
Lineage: Eukaryota; Metazoa; Arthropoda; Malacostraca; Decapoda; Varunidae
Product: betaine--homocysteine S-methyltransferase 1-like
Exons: 8
Coding region: 154-1260 (368 amino acids)
Molecular function (GO): betaine-homocysteine S-methyltransferase activity; zinc ion binding
Source: RefSeq, a predicted model, not a curated record
AACGCUUAGUUUUGAUCUGUCAGGGACACGGACAACACUCCCUGCAGCUCCCCGCCGACCACGUGACCCGCGAAGUAAACAAGCCUUGUCAGCGCGUUUGAAGCCUUGGCCUGCACUUCAUAGCCCACGAGACGCCAGGCCGUGCAAGAGAAUAUGGGAAAGAAGGGUCUGCUGGAGCGGCUGCAGGAGGGCGUGGUGGUGGGCGAUGGCGGGAUGGUGAUCGCCCUGGAGAAGCGCGGCUACGUGCAGGGCGGCGCCUGGUCCACCGAGGCGGCCGUGGAGCACCCCGAGGCCGUGAAGCAGCUGCAACGGGAGUGGGUGCGUGCAGGGAGCGACGUGGUGACGACCUUCACCUUCUACUCAAGUGACGACAAGCUGGCGCUGGGGGACGAAAGCGUUCGGAAGAACUUCACGUGCCGCCAGAUCAACGAGGCCGCUUGCCGCAUCGCCCACGAGGUGGCCGAUGAGGGGGACGCCCUCGUGGCCGGCGGCAUCACCAGGUGUCCCGUCUACGUGCAGGGUAAGGGCAAGGCCGCCGUCCAGGCCCAGAUAAAGAAGCAGCUCGAAGUUUUCGUCAAAAAUAAGGUCGACUUCAUUAUCGCCGAGUUCAUUUUCCACAUAGAGGAGAUGGAGUGGGCCAUCGAGGAGGCCCUGAAGACGGGGCUGCCAGUGGCCGCCACGCUGGCCAUUGACGAGAGAGGCGACCAUGCCGGCAUCCCUGUGGGGGAGUGUGCCGUAAGGAUGGCCAAGGCUGGAGCCCAAGUCGUGGGCGUGAACUGCAUGUUCGACCCUGACACGACGGUGAAGACCAUCAAGAUCAUGAAGGACGCCCUGGACGCGGCGGGACUGAGCCCUUACCUCAUGACGCAGCCCAACGGCUUCCUCUGCCCCGGGGUGGGCAAGAUGGGGUACCUCUCCUGCCCAGAGUAUCCGUACGCCAUGGAGCCGCGUCUGGUGACCAGAUUUGACGUCCAUCGCUACGCCCGCGCCGCCUACGACCUCGGGGUGCGCUACCUCGGUGGCUGCUGCGGCUUUGAGCCCUACCACAUCCGCGCCAUCGCCGAGGAGCUGGCGGAGGAGCGCGGCAAGCUGCCGCCGGGCAGCCAGAAGCACCAGCCGUGGGGGAGGAGUAGUGAGUUCAGCGAUUUCAGCUUCAUCAAGAAAAGGGUGGGACGCGAGUACUGGGAGAACAUCGUGCCCAGCUGCGGCCGCCCCAAGCACCCCCUGAACGACUACGACCCGCUGCCCGAGGAGGACUAGCGGUCAGGAGGGCUGCCUGAUGGUUUUGGCUGGCGGCGGAGGAAAGCAGUACACCUUCAGGGAGCCUCGCUGGGGCCUGGGCAGGACGGCAGUGACGGGGAUCCUCCCUCAUGCCUGUUGUUUUGACUGUAAACAAUGGAGAUCUGCCUAUGUAACGGGUCCUUUCUUCCGUUUUUCCUUGUUUGUUUUCCCUAUUCGAUUCCUUAGCUGUUCUGCGUCUGACUGUUUUGUGUUGCUCCAGUGUGUUUGUUUCCUUCUGUCCAUUUUCUCACUCAGGCUCAAGGCGAAUGACCUCUCCUGCCUAUCUAUUGUCUAAGGACGUUACCGGAAGCUUUUCUCGCUUAUAAGUCACCGCAAGUCGAGAAUAAGAGUUGAAAUAAAUGUAACAAACUAACAAUGUAACAAAAUAAUGAAAUAAAAGAAGAACAGAAGAAAAAAACUAACAACCAUACAUC